AUGGAUAGCGAUCGGGAAGUGGACGAUGUGCAGUCGCCGUCCGACGGUUCGGAUGGCGACGCACCUCAGCAGACAGACUCAGGUACACACCUGAGUCGAAUCUCCAACAUGAGCCUGCCGGAGUCGGAAGCCGGCGAUGGCACGGCUGAAAAUGCUGAUGACUCUAGCAAAAAUGAGGUGGAGCUGCCUGAGGGAUGGGUGAGACAGGGGAAGGGGCUUAUGCUCGAUGUGCCGAUCACGCCCCGAAUGAGAGCCUCUGAGCGCAACAAAUUGCAACCGCCACACUUCAAAUUCACCCCUGAUACCAAUAAUCGCUCGGCAGGGCAACUGCAGACAGCGCUGCUUCAUAUCGAUCGCGAUGCAGUGCGAAGGAUGAAGAACGAGCAGAACGUCAGGGUUAGGGCAGCGAGGCCUUCAAGUGACAGCCAUGAGGCAUAUCCCAACUCGUCAAUGAGAGGACGUGGAACUUCGAUACGCUGCACAAGGUCGCUUAGAGAUUCUCAGCACACGCCGUCCCCAAUCAGCAACGCUAAAGACGAGGAACAAUUUAAUCGCAAAAUCGCUAUCAUGAAAAGCGAGCAUGAACGCCAGCUUAUAGAGGCUAAGCGGCAGGUGCUGGAGCAUGUGGACGUUCUAGUCAAGAAGUAUCGGCAACUGGCAAUAGAUGCCGUGAAGGUGGCGAGAGAGGAGCAAAAGAAGGCCGAGGCCGAACGCCGGAACACGUUCGAGGCAUGUGCACGGUACGAGGCGGAGCUGAAGGCUAACGUACGGGCGGAACAAGAGCGCAUUGCGGCCGAAAGGGACGCAUUACAAAGAAGAUGCGCUGACAUGACGCCUAAGGCGGAAGCGUGGAAACCAGCGCUCGAUCGCAUCACGGCGCAGCUCGCCGCGAAAUUCAAAGACAACCAAAGGUUCACCAUAGGGAUCAUAGACGACACACGUGAUAUGGUGAGUUAUGGGCUAAUACGAAUAGAAAAACCGCAGAUUAUUGACGAAUUUCACGCCUUCAAGUCAUCCACGGCAGAGCUCAUGGUACAAAAGUUUGUGGCCAACGGCUGCGACCUGCAAAAUCAGGAGGCCGAACAGUUCGUGGAACACGUGCUGAUGGCCAGCGGCGUUAUGUCAUGGUAG
Messenger RNA from Babesia ovata, 1131 nucleotides. RefSeq lists its product as uncharacterized. Lineage: Eukaryota; Apicomplexa; Aconoidasida; Piroplasmida; Babesiidae. The coding region runs from base 1 to 1131 and encodes 376 amino acids. The record is from RefSeq and is a predicted model, not a curated record. The transcript is spliced from 4 exons.